Photinus pyralis (common eastern firefly) is the source of this 5235-nucleotide messenger RNA. RefSeq lists its product as uncharacterized. The record is from RefSeq and is a predicted model, not a curated record. Lineage: Eukaryota; Metazoa; Arthropoda; Insecta; Coleoptera; Lampyridae. The coding region runs from base 1 to 5235 and encodes 1744 amino acids. Gene Ontology annotation, molecular function: nucleic acid binding. The transcript has a single exon. Gene Ontology annotation, biological process: DNA integration.
AUGGCAGAUAGGGAUACUAUGGUCCACAAGCGAGGUAGAAUUAAGGCGAAAAUUACUAGAAUUGAACAUUUUGUAACGGCAAAUGAUGACAAUUUAUUGAUUGACAGUAAUGAAUUUGUAAUUAGGGAAACUAUGUUAGUUAAGGCGUACGAAGAAUAUGAGAACAUUCAGGAUCAAUUAGAGGAAAUAGAUGGUAGCCAAGAGAGUGAUAGGGUUGAAGUAGAAUUACAAUAUACAUCUUUACAUAGCAAACUUAAAACUACAAUUUCUAAACGAUUAAAUUCAGAACAGCAAGGUGGUGGGGAGUCAAGUAAUGUCGCGGAUAAUUCAGGGCCUUCAGCAAGUUCCUCUUCUAAGGUCAAACUUCCGAAUAUCAAUAUACCAACUUUUUCCGGCAAAUACGAAGAGUAUAACUCUUUUAUAGAGUUAUUUGACUCUCUCAUUAAUUGUGAUAAGCACUUAAAUAAGGUUCAGAAGUUCAUAUAUCUUAAGUCAGUUUUAAAGGAUGAGCCACUAUUAGUGAUCAAGGACCUAAAAACUACCGAGUCAAAUUAUGAUGUUGCGCUAGAGAUUUUAAAGAAAAGGUAUGAUAAUAAAUUAGUUACAAUAAACUGCCACAUUCAAAAUUUACUGGAAGCACAACUUUUAAAGGGUGAUUCACCAUCUUUGAGGAAUUUUAUCACAAGACUUAAACAAAACUACAAUGCUCUUGCAGCUUUAGGGGUUCCCGUAGAGGCAUGGGACUUAAUUUUGGUGUAUAUAAUGGCAUCAAAAUUAGAUUUUGACACACACCGAGCUUAUAAGCUUGAGCGUGAUUCUACGGUAUUGCCAAGUUUUUCAACUUUUAUGGAUUUUUUGGACAAACGGUGUUCCGCUCUGGAAUCAUUAACUAAACCAGAGUACAAACAAAAAUCAUUCAAGGCUAGUUAUUUAUCAUUAACAGGGGCAACAGAAAAUGCAACACUCAAAUGCAUUUGUUGCAAUUUAGACAAGCAUGCUAUCCACAGGUGCAACAGAUUUCAAACAUUUGAUUUAGCUCAUAAAAGAGACUUCGUAACAAAGAAUCGGCUUUGCUACAAUUGUUUGGGAUAUAAACAUACGGCAAACAGCUGUAAAUCGGAUGGCUGUAGAAUUUGCAAGGGAAGGCAUCAUUCCUCGUUACAUGAGGAGAAACAACGAAAGGGGGAUGGAAGUAAUGGGGUGAAUCAAGGUCUAAAUAGGUUUAAUUGGCAGCAAAGAGACAACCAGGGUACUGAUGAUAGGUCACAAGGGAAUGGUAGAGAUUUACCACAGUCUACAUCGACGGUAAUGUUAUCUACUACAGCUGAAAAAAUGGUUCCAUGUUUAGUAUCCAAGGCGGAGACUCAGGUUGUAUUACCAACAGCUAUGGUCAAUUUGGUUUGCCAUGAUGGUUCCAGGAUACAGGGUAGAGCACUUUUGGAUUCGGCCUCUAUGUGUUCAGUUAUUACGUCUCAUAUGGCAGAAAAAUUAGGGUUGCCAAGGAAUUUGGCAAACAUUCACAUUGCUGGUUUUGCGAAAAGGGAUGUUAAGAUCACUAGUGUUGUAAGGGUUGAGAUUGAGUCCCAAUGUUAUUCCAGGGAAAGGGUUGCUACAGUGUGUGCUAUUAUGCCGAGAGAAAUUACUGGUCCAUUACCUCAGGCUUUCGUUGAUAUCGGUUCUUUAAACAUACCCAGCGGUUUGGAGUUGGCCGAUGCAAAAUUCGGUGUUCCACGGGAAAUAGACUUACUGUUGGGAGCGGAUAUUUACUUCAAUGUGCUUAUUGAGGGGAUUCUAAAAUUAGGUGACGGGUUUCCGGUUCUCCAAAAUACCUUGUUUGGUUGGGUUAUAGGGGGGAGUGGUCCAGGUAGAAUAAGCAUAUGGUCAAACGUGAUGGUCUCUUUAUUUUCGCAAGGUCCAGACUUAGAUUUAUUGAUCACACAAUUUUGGAGAUUAGAGGAGAUUUCAGGUAAAAGACACAUGUCCCCUCAGGAUAAGACGUGUGAAGAAAUUUAUUCCAAAACCACAAAAAGGUUAGGUUCAGGGAAAUUUGAAGUUAGGUUGCCUAUUCGGAAGAAUUAUAGGGCUUCAUUGUUGGGUGAAUCUCUUUCUAUGGCUACACAAAGGUUCUUGUCGUUAGAGAAACGGUUUCAGAGGGAUCCACAUUUAAAAAAGGAAUAUACGGCUUUUAUUGAAGAAUAUUUGGAACUAGGUCAUGCAAAGGAUAUUACUAAUGAUGCUAGGCUUUUAGAAAAACGUAGAUACUACUUUCCGCAUCAUUGCGUAAUUCGAGAGGAUAAGUCAACUACAAAAUAUCGGGUAGUAUUCGAUGGAUCGAUGAAAACAACUUCCGGUUUAAGUCUGAAUGACAUUUUGUUAAAGGGAAAUCCCGUUCAACCGGAUUUGUUUGACAUUAUUGUUAGAUUUCGAACUUUUAAAUAUGUUUUAACAAGUGAUAUUCAAAAAAUGUAUAGGUGUGUACAGGUUCAUCCGGAUGAUAGAGUUUUACAAAAUAUUAUUUGGAGGGAUGACCCAUCAGCACAAAUGCGUCAUCUCGAAUUACAAACAGUCACUUAUGGAAGCAGUUGCGGUCCGUUUCUAGCAACUCGCACAUUGGUAGAAUUAGCAAAUCAGGGUAAAGAGUCCUAUCCGUUGGCGGCGCAGGUUUUGCUACAACAGACGUACGUUGAUGAUAUAUUAGGAGGAGCUAAUACGUUAGAUGAAUUAAUUAAAUUACAAACUGAAUUAACCUCAUUAUUAGCGUCGGCAGGGUUUAAACUGCAUAAAUGGAAUUCUAAUAACGGGUCUUUGGUGUCUUUUCAAAAAGAAAUUACUUCUAAAGUUUUGGGCGUUUUAUGGGAUCCUGUGUCUGAUUCCUUUCAGGUAUCGGUACCGGAAUUAAUAAAAAAAGAUAGGUUUACUAAGCGCGAAGUUUUAGGCAUCAUAGGCCAGAUAUUCGAUCCUAUAGGAUUUGUAGGGGUUGUGACAAUUUCAGCCAAGGUAUUCAUGCAACGGUUGUGGGCACAAAAGCUUCAAUGGGAUGAUAUUUUACCACUUCAGUUAUUAACUGAAUGGCUAGGGUUUUAUAGGAAAUUGCCAAGGUUAAAGGAGCUGUGUAUAAAGCGAUGGACAUUGGAACCUGGAAAGGUAACAAGUAUACAACUUGUAGGGUUUUCCGAUGCAAGCAUGGUGGCGUAUGGAGCUUGUCUGUAUGUCAGGGUUUUGUACGACGAUAAUAGAAUUUCGUGUAAUCUUGUUUGCUCAAAAUCUAGGGUUUCGCCUCUCAAAACGGUCUCCUUGCCUAGGCUGGAGCUUUGCGGAUUACUAUUAUUGGCUCGUAUGAGUGAUAAAUUUAGGUCAUGUAUGAAAUUUAAAUGGGAUAAAGUUGUUUUAUACAGUGAUUCUAACAUUGUACUUGCGUGGACGCAGUCAUCGCCUUCACGUUGGACCACAUUUGUAGCCAACAGGGUAUCAGAAAUUCAGGACUUAACUUUGGAUGCGGAGAUUAGGCACAUCUCAUCGACUUUAAAUCCUGCAGACUAUAUAUCUCGCGGACUGGACCCCGAGAGUUUGUUGGAAUGUAAGACUUGGUUUCAGGGGCCUGAAUUCUUGUCGGAUCCAGAUUGUUUUUUAAAACCGGAACAGAUAACACUAGAAAUUUCUUCGGUACCUGAACAAAAACAGGUUUCGUUCAUUCAAACAACAACGGUUGACAUAGAAAUUUUGUCCAGGUUCUCUUCCUUUACUAGGAUGCAACGAUGCAUUGCUUAUAUGAUGAGAUUCGUAACAAACACACGGAAAGAUUCGUUAAAGGUUUAUGGCGCUCUUUCUACACAGGAAAUUAGCAGAUCUCGUAUUUGUAUUUUUAGGAUCGUUCAGAUGAAAUACUUCUCGGAAGAAAUAACAUGUUUAAAAGAGAAUAAGUCACUGCCAAAAAAUAGUGUACUUUUGUCUCUGAACCCUUUUCUGGAUACGAAUGGGUUGCUAAGAGUAGGAGGACGACUGGAAAAUGCUCCUUUGUCAUUUGAUGCUAAGCAUCCAGUUAUUCUUCCUUGUAAGGAUCAUGUUACCGACAUAAUGAUUGAAGGCGAACAUUUAAGGUUAGGCCAUGCUGGCCCAAGGGCAGUCCUUAACAGUCUACGACAACGGGUUUGGCCUAUAAGGUCUUUGCGACGAAUAAAGGCAAUUAUACUUAGGUGCGUGAAAUGUCACCGAUUUAGAGCAGUUGGCUCUAAGCAACUUAUGGGGAGUUUGCCUAUUGAGCGAACACAGUUGGUUCGUGCCUUUUUGCACACCGGUCUCGAUUUUGGAGGUCCUAUAAUGGUCAAGGAGUCACGGUUGCGUAAGGCACGUGUGAGUAAAUCUUACAUUGCACUCUUCGUGUGCAUGGCUACCAAAGCCAUACACAUUGAAUUAGUUAGUAGUCUGUCUACUAAUGAUUUUAUGCUAGCACUAAAGCGUUUUGUUUCUCGGCGGGGAAAUCCGAUUUCUAUCAGUAGUGACAAUGCGACAAAUUUCAAAGGGACAAAUAAUGCCUUGCAUGAGGUCUAUAAGUUCUUUAAAGAACACGCUUGCAAGAUUCAGGAUUUCGUAUCCACUAGUGAAAUUCAAUGGAAGUUUAUACCACCAAGUAGCCCCCACUGGGGUGGAUUGUGGGAAGCUGGCAUAAAAAGUACAAAAUUCCACCUAAAAAGGGUAAUUGGAAAUUCAGUAUUAUCAUUUGAAGUUUUAUGUACUGUAUUGACCCAAAUAGAAGCAAUUCUGAAUUCAAGGCCGCUACAGCCCAUGUCAGAUUCAAUUUCCGAUUUGACUUGUUUAACGCCGGGGCAUUUCCUAAUAGGCCAACCACUAUCUUCAUUUCCGGAAAGGGACGUAUCAGAAUUGCCACUUAAUCGUCUCAAUAUUUGGCAGCAAUGCUCCAAAUUGAGGCAAGAUUUUUGGAAAAUGUGGUCGAGAGAUUACCUAAAUUUAUUACAAAAUCGACCAAAAUGGAAAACUUCGGAGUCCAAUUUACUAGUUGGAGAUCUAGUGUUAGUGAGGGAGGAUCACUUACCUCCUCUUGAGUGGUGUCUAGCUAGAAUUUUAGAGGUGAUGCCUGGACGCGAUAAUAAGGUCCGGGUAGUCAAAUUAAAAACAGUUAAUGGUGAGUUUACGAGACCGGUGACGAAAUUAAGUCCACUGCCUCUGCAAUUACGCAGUUUUGUUGAGGACUCGUCCUCAAAGGGGGGAGAAUGUUAG